AUGCGCUCCAUCAUAACGAAGGCUCCUUCCCAAAUCAAGGUUAUCAGCGUCCUUUUUGCUAUAGUAUACGCGAAUAAGGACAGGGUGGAUAGACAUCUUGAACUUGGUAAAAGAUUCCUAGCAAAGGGACAAUUCGGUGAUGCCCUUUCACAUUACCAUGCAGCCAUCGACUUGGACCCUCUCAACUACCAAACUCUUUAUCGGAGAGCUACUGUCUAUCUUGCUAUGGGGAAAAGUAAAUCAGCUCUUCCCGAUCUUGAUAAAGUUGUCGAACUGAAGGGAGAUUUCACAGCUGUGAGUUUGCCUUUUUAG
This is a messenger RNA of Haemonchus placei, 312 nucleotides long. Lineage: Eukaryota; Metazoa; Nematoda; Chromadorea; Rhabditida; Trichostrongylidae. The record is from the annotation of a GenBank genome assembly.